GGACUUUUCAGCUCCUAUUUCCCCGUUUCAUACAUCUUCGUCACCCCCUCUUCUUACAUUUUCUCACUGCUGUUAUUACUCCAUCUUUUGAAUUACAUACUUUUUAGUUUAUCAACAUCACAUUCCCUUGUAUACUACUACUAGCUUUGAUUUAUUGAAUAUCUACUAUAAGCCACCCAAAAUGUAUCGCGACAUCGCCCACGCGGUUUAUAGGCGGGGCCAAGACUCUAUGGAGAACUAUGAGAUGCCUGGCUGGGGUUUAGGGCUGAUCUUCCUAGAUGUCCUCAUCUUCUUGCCUUUGGUCUUGAUGGUCAACUACUCUCUCCAACAUGUGUUUCCAACGCUUGCUAUUGUCGAGGACCCAUCACCUCCGGCCUACGAACCCGUAUCCCUGAACGAUGACGCCCAAUCUUUCGCCGAAGACAAUGCCCCGCUUGCCGGCGAGGCUGCUAGUUCCCAACCUCGUCUCAUCACCUCUUCCCUCCGAUCCACCUACCGAACUCUCACUGCCAUUAGCGGAUGGCGUUCUCUGUUCCGAGGUCUUGCGUGCUAUUUCUCUCUGGGUGUCGCUACUUCGGUCGUCUACGGCAUUCUAGUUAGCACCUUCAUCCCCGGUCCCAUCGCCGCCCCUCUCUCCGCGCUCGGUCUCGUCCAGCUCUACACAGCAUGGACUCACAUCGUCAUCUCGGCACCGAGCUCUAAGACUUUCUGGCAGCGUCUUCCCCCCUUCAAGAAGGCUUUCAACGCUACCGCUCUCCCGAUUUCCAUGUACUUCUUCUCGGCUGAGCUCGCUACGUUUGUUCCCAGAAUGCUUGCGUAUGCUAUGUCCAUGAACCUGCCGAACCCCAAGCAGCCCGGUGUCAUUCCCGUGGCUGACAAGAACGACAUCUGGAAGGGUGUGAUUGUGCUACUCGUGUCGCUUGUUUUGCACAUCUUCCUCGUCAUUCCCACUCAAGUUAUCCUCACCCGUGUCCAGGCCUCUCUCCUUCCCGAUGAGGAUGACACCGUCGUUCCCUUUGAUCGUUCGUUCAGCGGAAAGGUGGAGCCCGCCAUUGUCGGUGGCAAAGGUUUCGUCACUGUCAAGGAUGCCUGGCAGUCUUUCUCUCGCGCCUCGUGGGUUCGCCUUGUCAAGCUCUAUGUUAAGAUCUUUGGGGCCGGUCUAGCCCUUGGUCUACUCUGGGUGGCUGUUAUUGUACCCGAGAUGUUCCUCAUCUUGAGCCACAGCAAGAAGGCUGCUUAAAUCUGAUCGAUCUACUCCAUGGUCAUGAACCAUGACGCUACAGUCCGCUCUGGUACAAAUAUACUUGUCAUUUCUGGAUGGUUCUUGCUGCAUGUCAAUAUUAAUGGUUGAGAGGACACUUGGAAGAAUAAAGAGCAGGCCUGGCGUUCAGAUGAAAGUAGGACAAUGGAUUAUAGCAUUUAUCCCCUGAAUUGGGUGACAGGGCGAUUCAACUAUGAUAUUAUGAAAAAGGGUUAGUUACAUGCUUUUUGGUUCAGUCGAACCGUCCGUACAUCAGAAUAGCAACUUUUCAAUUAUAACAUGGUAAAAUCAG
This is a messenger RNA of Annulohypoxylon maeteangense, 1553 nucleotides long. RefSeq lists its product as uncharacterized. The coding region runs from base 182 to 1240 and encodes 352 amino acids. The transcript is spliced from 2 exons. The record is from RefSeq and is a predicted model, not a curated record. NCBI's taxonomy places the organism in Eukaryota, Fungi, Ascomycota, Sordariomycetes, Xylariales, Hypoxylaceae.